Molecule: messenger RNA, 2354 nt
Organism: Pseudogymnoascus destructans
Lineage: Eukaryota; Fungi; Ascomycota; Leotiomycetes; Thelebolales; Thelebolaceae
Exons: 2
Coding region: 313-2121 (602 amino acids)
Biological process (GO): transmembrane transport
Molecular function (GO): transmembrane transporter activity
Source: RefSeq, a predicted model, not a curated record
CUUCCACCCCCCCCAACUGUAUCGGGCCUAGCCACGAGGCAGACAACAGGGGGUACGUUUGAAAAAUCUACUCGCACCUCUUGUCUCUUCUUGUCUUGUCUCCGGAGCGGAGCAAAGAGGCUGACCUGACUCUUAAAUCCGCGCCCAGAAAUGGAUCUGGCAUGCCUGGCUAUCUCCACUUCCAACCAUCAUCCUUUGUUCUAUAAUAGGAGGCGCCAUAGCACCUGUACUCUAAUCUGAUUUCUUUUUCUUCUUCUAAUUCUCACUUCAUUCUCGACAAUCAACAAACAUCUCCCACCUGCCUGCCUUCCAAUGACCUCCCAAGUCGAAGGCCAGUCGGUCUAUGUCCCGCCCUAUGCAAAGGGGUCGGGCCACGAAACAGCAACCACCACUUCGCUGACUUCAGUUGAGGCUGCAAAGGCCGAGCUGGCUAAUGCGAAUGAGAAGGAUAUCGCCAUGGGGACGGAUGAGAAAGAUGCUGCCGCCCUCCACCUCGAUGAUAAGUCUGAAGAGGUCGCCGACGACGACGAGGGGGACUACCUCCCCAUGGGCCCUAAACUAUACCUUAUCUUCUUCAGUUUGAUGAUGGCCGUCUUCUGCGUUGCCCUCGACAACACCAUCAUCGCCGUCGCCAUCCCCCGUAUCACAGAUCAAUUCCACAACCUCAACGACGUCGGCUGGUACGGCUCCGCCUACCUCCUAACAACCUGCUCCUUCCAGCUCCUCUUCGGAAAAUUCUACUCCAUGUUCAACGUCAAAUGGGUCCUCCUCACCGGCCUCGCCAUCUUCGAGAUCGGUUCCCUAGUCUGCGCCCUCGCCCCCACCUCCAUGGCACUCAUCAUCGGCCGCGCCGUCGCCGGCGUAGGAAGCGCAGGUAUCUUCACCGGCGCCCUCGUCGUCCUCGCCCACACCGUGCGCGUCGAGAGGCGCCCCGCAUUCUUCAGUCUCAUCGGCGCCAUGUACGGCAUUGCCUCCGUCGCCGGCCCCCUGAUGGGCGGCGCCUUCACCGAGAAGCUGACCUGGAGAUGGUGUUUCUAUAUCAACCUCCCCAUCGGCGCCGUCACCACCGUCGGGCUCCUCGCCUUCCUCAAGCUCAAGAAGAAGGCCAAACGCAAGGAGAAGUCCUUUUGGAUCACCUUCAAGCACCUCGAUCCCCUCGGCACCGCCAUCUUCGUCCCAGCCAUCAUCUGUCUCCUCCUCGCUCUGCAGUGGGGCGGCGUCAUCUACGAAUGGGGCAACGGUCGCAUUAUCGCCUUAUUCGUGCUCUUCGGCCUCACGAUCAUCGUCUUCAUCGCCCUCCAGAUCUACCUCAAAGACGACGCCACGGUGCCCGCGCGAAUCGCAUCCCAGCGCACCAUCGCCUCCUCCGUCCUCUUCGGCCUGUGCAUCGGCGGUUCUUUCUUCAUCUACGUCUAUUUCAUCCCAAUUUGGUUCCAGGCUAUUCUGGGCACCAGCGCCAUCGGCGCAGGCGUCGACUCCCUUCCCCUCAUCCUCGCACAGGUCUUCGCCAUCAUCCUCUCCGGCGGCCUCGUCACCUACUUCGGCUACUUCGCACCCUUCUUCAUCGCCAGCAGCGUCGUGAUGUCCAUCGGCGCCGGGCUGCUCACCCUCCUCAAAGUCGACUCUUCGAAGGGCGCCUGGGUCGGGUUUCAAUUCAUCUACGGUCUCGGCGUCGGCCUCGGGUUCCAGCAAGGCGGCGUCGCUGCGCAGGCUGUGCUGAAAUUCUCCGAUGUGCCUAUCGGCACCGCUGUCGUCUUGUUCGUCCAGGUCUUGGGUGGAGCGGUGUUCGUAGGCGUUGCGCAGAAUUUAUUCACCACCAACCUCGUUAAGAACCUUACUGCGCUCCACAUCCCCAACUUCGACCCGAGCGAUGUCGUGCAUGCGGGUGCGACGAACCUGCGCCACAUGGUUCCACCCGAGAGGCUGCCAGAGGUGCUGGUCGCGUAUAAUGCGGCGAUUAUGAAGACAUUCCAGCUCGGCUUGAUUCUGAGCUGUUUGAGCAUCCUCGGUGCCGUCGGGGUGGAGUGGAAGAGCUUGAGGGCGAAACCUGCCGCUGCGCCUGUUGAGGCGGCGGAGAAGGCGGAGUUGGUGAAGGCUCCCGAGGUCGAUACUGUGGUUUAAUCCCAACUUUUUUUUUGGGCUGUCUGCCUGCCCUUUCUUUUUGUUUAUGGAGCGGUGUUUGUUUUUGGUUCACAUAUAUCCCUUGGGUUCAUUUUAUUUGUGUAAUUUUUUGGCGGGUAGAAUGAGGAUUAUUGGGCAUAUUUGGGGCAUUGGGAUGGGGGAUUGGGGGAUAAAUAUUCAAUAUAAUGGGGGUUUACAUAGACGGGGUUAUAUAAUAUGAGAGAGGAUCAGGG